Messenger RNA from Dothidotthia symphoricarpi CBS 119687, 1422 nucleotides. RefSeq lists its product as uncharacterized. Bases 1 to 1422 code for a protein of 473 amino acids. NCBI's taxonomy places the organism in Eukaryota, Fungi, Ascomycota, Dothideomycetes, Pleosporales, Dothidotthiaceae. The record is from RefSeq and is a predicted model, not a curated record. The transcript has 2 exons.
AUGCAGGGCCUGGGCGUGUGUGCGUGGAGGGCUUGUAUGGCGACAGAGCGACAGACACAGUGGCACGUCCUGGCUGGUGGCCGUCAGCAGUUUAUUCGGUCGCGCGCGUGGCCAAUCGGACGCCGCAGCCUUCCGCCAUACAGCCAGCGCAGUGGCAGCUCGCACGGCUAUCUUUUACCGACUUUUCCCUCUGUCGCACCCACCUGCUCCUUCCCAUCCCGUCGCGCAUCACCAGGGCAGCUCCCCACCCCGCGACCGCGACCAGCAGCCACGCACACACACAGUAUGGACGCCGCCAUGGACACCCGCUAUGCGCGCCCGUGGACGCCGCCCUCGGAGAUGGACCGCGACGACGCGCGCUCCGACUACUUCUCCGACCCCUUCCGCCCCUCGAGCGUGUCGUCGCGCGUCAGCCUGCGCAGCCGCCGCUACGACUCGUCGACCGAGUCGUCGCGCGCAAAGACGAGGGAACCCGCGCCCUUCACGCCCAAGCGCGCCUUCAGCGACCACGCGCCACGCUAUCCCUUCACGCCCGACAGCUCGCAGGUCCUGCGCUCCCACAGCUCCACCCCCUACACGCCCACCUCGAACCCCUUCACGCCCGACAGCUCGCAGAUCCUGCGCACCCGCUGCUCCACGCCGCUGUCGCCCAUCCCGUGGCACGAGGACCAUGACGACGCCGACCUGCCCUACGACGCCUCGCCCGUCCAGACCGCCCUGUCGGCCUGCAUCUCGCAGUUCGAGCACCUGAUCCAGACGCGCCGUCCCACGCACGACCAGAUGGAGUACAUUGUCGGCCAGUUCGAAGCCAUGGCCAGCCACCUCUCCACCUCCGCCGCCGAGAGCCCGUGCCCGCGCCCCUUCCCAAAGCACACCCUGAGCGGUACCUUUGACAGCCCGGAGGCUGCGCGCUUGGACGAUGCUGCACGCGUCGACAAAGAGUACGUGGCUAAAGUCGGGCGGUAUGUGAAAGCCGUGGCUAAGUACAUCAGGGAUCUCCAGCAGCGCAUGGAAGAGGUCAAGUCCCUCAACACGAUCCAGCAGGAAGUCAUCGAGGAGCUGCGUCACCAGAUGAAGUUUGUCGAGCAGGGCGUCAAGAACGCAGUCGUCGUCGACGAUGACCCACAGCACGAGGAAGACGCGCACACCAUCCAAGGCGAAGAUGAAGAGGAGCACGCCGACAAGCCCGCCGACCAAGAAGACCUUGCAUACUGGAAAGACGCAGACAACGAAGUCGAGAAGAAGAAGGAGGAGCAGGAGGAGGAGAAGCCCACAAUGCGCGAAUUCAGCACCCAGACCUCGCCCCCCUCCACCCCUCCCACUCGCACUCGCAAAAUCCUCGUCAUGCGCCAGAAACCCAGCUUCUGGGCCUCAUUCGGAGAGGCCCUCGACGCUUUUGGCGCCUCGCUCUUCGACCACUAG